AUGGCAAGAGGCGCUGAUUUUGACGAUGAUGACUUCUACGACGAAGAAGAAGACUAUAGUGAUGACCAGUACAACGACGACUACGAUCCACAGGAACUGGAGAUUGCUGUAAACAAGGUCAUUGCUGGUCUUGAGAAACGGAAAGUCCCCGUUGAAGUGAUUGAAGAUGCCAUUUUUGAACAUGACUUUGAUACUAAGGCCGCCAUCGACGAGCUUAAAAAAAAGUAUUCUGCUCCUGUCAAGAAACCAAAAUCAGGGACUCCUACGCCUUCCAGCUCUGCCGUGCCAUCAAAGCCUGCUUCUGGACCUUCUCUCGCUAAAAUGCGUGCUCUUAAAAAGGCAGCUCAGCAAGAAUCAACUGAUUCGCCACUAGUAGACAACUCAGCUGCUCAGCAAACUGCACCCACAACAUCCACAAAUUCUCUCAAUCUUCUUGACAAAUUGCAGGCCAAACACGGUGGUGCGCCGGAGCCAUCACCUUCAACAUCCUCUUCAUCUUCUUCUUUGGCAUCAUUAUCAUCUACAUCAUCUCUAGCAAAAACCAAGUCAUCCGCAUUACAAAAACUUGCGGCUAGAGCACCAAAAACCGGUCAAUCAACAAUAACAAAGCCUACCGAAUCCAAACUUAAACUGCUAAGGAAACCAGCAACAGCGACAACAACAACAACAACAACAUCUGCUAAACCUUCUGAAAAACCCUCUGCGUCUGCAUCUUUAUCUUUAUCUUCGUCAUCAUCAUCAUCUUCUUCUUUAUCAACAUCUCUUCCUAUUAGCAUAUUCCCUGAAAUCGACUACAACUUGGUUAUUACUCCACAGCCACGCUCUUCAGCCCUUUUUUACACUGACUGUGACUCAGACUCGGACGCCUAUACCCCUCGAAUCUCAUAUAGCCCGAACCAACGAUCUAACUUUUUAUAUUCUAUAGAAUCUACCCCUAAAGUUAAAAAGCCAUUUUCUCUCCCAAGCCCUGACGAUACAGUUCUUGCUGCGCAAUCUCAAUCCAAGGGCUUUGUUGACGAAGCUACAGCCAAGUCACUGUCCAACCUCAGAAUUGACAGUGGCACACCUAAGAAACUUAAGUACAAUGUUCUUGAAGAAAUCAAGAGAUCCAAGACCAAAAAACCCGUUCUCUGCUUUGUGGUCAUUGGACACGUCGAUGCUGGCAAGAGUACGCUGAUGGGCCGACUGCUACUUGACACUGGCGCUGUUUCUAAAAACACAGUGGCCAAGUAUGAAAAGGCUUCAAAGGAAAUUGGUAAACAAUCAUUUGCAUUGGCAUGGGUUAUGGACAAAACUGAUGAGGAACGGUCUCGGGGUAUCACAGUGGACGUUUGCUCGUCCAUUUUCGAAACAGACAAGCGCCAUUUCACCAUUUUGGAUGCGCCUGGACAUCGUGAUUUUGUACCCAACAUGAUUGAGGGCUCAUCCCGCGCGGAUGUUGCUCUUUUGGUGAUUGAUUCAUCUCCCAAUGCAUUUGAGUCUGGCUUUUUCAGCGAUGGCCAAACCCGGGAGCAUGCGAUUGUGGCACGCAGUCUGGGGAUUGAGCAGAUUGUGGUUGCUGUGAACAAGCUAGAUGCUAUGGACUGGAGCGAGGCCCGUUUCCAGGCCAUUGAGGAACAGCUGGGAGCAUUUUUGCAACGUGUUGGAUUCCAAAGUGAAAACACCACGUUUGUGCCAUGCAGUGGUCUUUCUGGUGUUAACGUUACAGGAAAGAAACAAAAGUUACCUGAAGAACUAUCAAGUUGGUAUAAGGGAUUGUCAGUCUUGGAGGCACUGGAGGCCCAGGAACUUCCUGAGCGGGAUUAUGCAGCACCAUUUCGGAUGCGUGUGAUUGACGUGGAGGCGAUGCCCCACAUGGCGCAGAUUGUUGUUUCUGGACGAGUUGACUAUGGUACAGUGCAGGAAGGUCAAGAGCUGAUUGCAGUACCUGCACCAUCAUCUGGUAAGCAGCCGAUAGUCAAGUCAAUUCACAACUACGAUCGGGAGAAGGAAUCGAUACCAUGGGCUAAAGCAGGUGAUUAUGUGGAGUUAGUGUUAACCGGAAUUUUGCCCGAGGAUCUUAGUUCCGGAACGAUUCUUUGUGGGGCAGAUGCACCCGCAGUGGGGUACACAUCGAAGUUUGUGGCGAAGCUGACAGUUUUCGAUAUGGACAAGCCAAUUCUCAAGGGCAAUACGAUGGUGAUGCACUAUGCGGGGUCGCGCGCAGAGGUCCAAGUAUCAAAGCUGGUGGCAUUACUAGAGAAAAACGGCAAAGAUGAAGUCGCUGGCAAGACCCCGCGGCUUAUCAAGGGCGGACAAAAGGCUCGUGUACAGAUAUCCGUGUUGAACGGACGGUCGAUUCCUAUUGAGACCUUUGAACAGAACCGGGAUCUUGGACGAAUUAUUUUACGCCGUGAAGGAAAGACUGUUGCUGUUGGAAUUGUAGAGUCCUUGAAAUGA
Messenger RNA from Magnusiomyces paraingens, 2439 nucleotides. RefSeq lists its product as uncharacterized. The transcript is spliced from 4 exons. The record is from RefSeq and is a predicted model, not a curated record. The coding region runs from base 1 to 2439 and encodes 812 amino acids. Lineage: Eukaryota; Fungi; Ascomycota; Dipodascomycetes; Dipodascales; Dipodascaceae. Gene Ontology annotation, molecular function: GTPase activity; GTP binding. Gene Ontology annotation, biological process: translation.